AUGGCGACGACGACGACGACGGCGCGGGCGUCGUCGACGUCGGCGUCGCGACGAUGGACGCGCGGGGAGGGGCGACGCGAGAGCGUCGUCCGGGCGUUCGCGUCCGAGGAUGGUGAAAACGCGGCGAAGCGGUCGGAGAUCGCGCUCGCGGACGUCUCGCGCGGACGGAGGAUUGGAAGCGGGUCGUUCGGGGACGUGUUCGAGGGCGCGCUCGCGAACGGGCGGGCGGUGGUGCUCAAGGAGCCGCGACGGGGGGUGCUGGGAAUGUUUAGUUCGGAGCGAUUCUUCGUCGCCGAGGCGGAGAAUAAUCGCAGACUGCGAGGAUGCGCGUCGGUGGCGACGUUUCUGGGCGUCGCGGGGGCGAACGCGUAUCUGGUGUGGGCCGAAAGACGCUGGAGGAGGCGUUCGGGACGUCGUUCGCGACAGAGCUGGGAUCUUCACGGAAGACAGAUGAUUCAUAGGGACGUGAAACCGAACAAUCUGUUGAUUGUGAAGGGCGGGAAACUCAAGCUCAUCGAUCUCGGCGGCGCCGCCGACUUGAAGACGGGACGAAACUACGACGAAGAUGAGACGGUGUUCGACCCAGUCUACGGACCGCCCGAGCGAUAUCUGAGCGGGAACUACUCCGGUUUCGCCGGGGUGGGCAGUUGGGCCAAGUUUAAGCCGGAUCUCUUCGACGCGUUCUCGUGCGGGCUGACGAUUUUACAAGUGAGCGUUCCCGCGUUCAGGAAAAAGGGCGGCCUGAACGGCGUUCGUCGCGAACUGAAGAGAUGGAACUACGACUGCGAGGCGUGGAGGGCGAGUCUGUCGGCGCAGAGACAGUCUGAAUACUUCGAGAUUCUGGACGCGAACGGUCAGGCGGGUUGGAAGCUCGUGUGCGGUCUCGUCGCGGAACGCGACUCUCGCAUGUCGGUCGCCAAGGCUCUGAGCUCGCCCUUCUGUCGAUAG
Ostreococcus tauri is the source of this 948-nucleotide messenger RNA. RefSeq names its product Serine/threonine-protein kinase, active site. Bases 1 to 948 code for a protein of 315 amino acids. The transcript is spliced from 2 exons. Gene Ontology annotation, molecular function: ATP binding; protein kinase activity. NCBI's taxonomy places the organism in Eukaryota, Viridiplantae, Chlorophyta, Mamiellophyceae, Mamiellales, Bathycoccaceae. Gene Ontology annotation, biological process: protein phosphorylation. The record is from RefSeq and is a predicted model, not a curated record.